AUGGGAUCCAGCGGAGAAUAUGGCCAAGAGAAGUCCAAUUCGUCAUCGCCAGAUGAGCAGCAAGUGUUGGCCUCGGAUGACAUGGACCAUGGCGCUGAAAGUGAGCUGCAACGUCGUCUGAGCAGUCGUCACAUCACCAUGAUUGCACUAGGCUCAUCCAUUGGUAUGGGGCUGUGGCUCGGCAGUGGAACAAGUCUCAUCAAUGGGGGCCCUGCUGCGCUCCUGAUCGGCUACUUAUUGUCCGGGACAAUGAUCUGGUGUGUCUCACAGUCCAUUGGCGAGAUGUGGACAACCAAAUUCGUCGACCCAGCUGCAGGUCUGACGCUCGGGUGGUGUUACUGGUUCCAAUAUUGGAUCACCAUCGCCAACGAGCUCGCCGGCCUCGUUACAGUGAUGGGCUUCUGGACGGAUAAGCUUCCAACCGCUGCAACAAUCACGAUCUUCCUCCUGGUAAUUGUGGCAAUCAAUGUCGUUGCAGUCAACUGGUUUGCCGAGGUCGAAGUAAUCUUCGCAACUUUGAAGUUCGGCUGGAUUUUUGUUGUAAUCAGUCACAUGAUAGUCAUCUCUGCCGGCGGCGCCCCCGAGGGAGGACCCAUCGGAUUCAGGUAUUGGAACACCACCGGCGGGUUUACGAAUGGUUUCAAGGGAUUUUUGUCGAUUAUGCCUACGUGUAUCUUCGCAAUGUCAGGUUCCGAAAACUGUGGUCUCGUUGCAGCCGAGACAGGAAACCCCCGGAAGUCUGUGCCAAAGGCUGUCAGCUCUAUUUGGAUCCGGCUGGCUCUCUUCUACAUCCUCGGCUCGCUCAUGGUGACUAUUACUGUCAGUCCUGAUAACCCGGACCUGUUCGGUGGCGAAGGAACGAACGCAUCGCCAUUUGUUGUAGCCUACAAAGACUCCGGAUUGAUGCCUCUCGCACACAUUAUGAAUUUCAUCAUCUUCAUAUCUGUUCUGUCGACUGGCAGUAUCUCAGGGUAUGGAGGCUCCCGAACAUUGGUUGGCUUGGCUCAGAUCGGAAUGGCCCCAAAGCAAAUGCUUAGGGCCGAUAAGACCGGUCGUCCUUGGUUCGCCCUGGUCCCAACUCUUGUCAUUGGAGGCGGGCUGGCUUACCUGAAUGUCAGCCAGAGUGGCGCCGAGGUGUUCACCUGGUUCUCGAAUCUGACAUCAUUGUUUACCCUCUUCGGGUGGGCGAUGAUAUGUCUGUCACACAUUCGCAUGCGUCACGCUUGGAAGGUCCAGGGCCGCUCUGUCGAUGAACUCCCUUGGAAGACGUGGACAUAUCCCUGGGGGGCCUAUUGGGGUCUCAUCUGGUGCAUACUCCUCAUCAUUGCUGAGUUCUACCUGAGCGUCUGGCCUUUGAGCGAACCAAUGAGUGCCAAAAAUUUCUUCGCCAACUACAUCUCUAUUGUGGCUGGAGUCGUCAUAUGGCUUAUCACUCGUGGCUAUUUCUAUGCUACGAAGAGGCAGGGCUGGUGGGUUAACUCUCACACCAUUGACCUUGACGAGGGUCGCAGGUUCUACUCCCGCGCGGCCGUAGAAGACGCAGAGAAAGGCGGCCUCACAAAGUCCAAAUUUGGGUGGAUUCGUCAUAUCUGA
Messenger RNA from Diaporthe batatas, 1593 nucleotides. RefSeq lists its product as uncharacterized. The record is from RefSeq and is a predicted model, not a curated record. The transcript has 6 exons. Gene Ontology annotation, molecular function: amino acid transmembrane transporter activity. Bases 1 to 1593 code for a protein of 530 amino acids. NCBI's taxonomy places the organism in Eukaryota, Fungi, Ascomycota, Sordariomycetes, Diaporthales, Diaporthaceae. Gene Ontology annotation, cellular component: membrane. Gene Ontology annotation, biological process: amino acid transmembrane transport.